CGUGUCUAGGAAUGGCAUGUAUAAAACCUGCUUAGUUUGCAUAAUGUACAUUAUAAUCAUAAGCUUUGAAACAAUUGAAACUCAAUAUUCACGUACUGAAGAGGCAGGAAAAUUAAUGAAUGGACAAAAUUAAGAAGUUAAUUUUGCUUCAAGAUGUGACACCUCAUUUAUAGACUACAGAAAAAGGAAUGAUAACCUGACCAUCACCGUACAGUAAGAGAAGAAACCCUAAGGAAGUGUCAAACACGUCAUUUAAUCAGAUAUUUCUUGUGGUGUGCAUCAUUAUGGACCAGCUGUACUCUGCCCUUAAGACAGAAGUCACUGCCUUUAAGCAACAUGUGCAGCAAUGUAAGGACAAUUUCGACUUGGACACUUUGCAUACUGUACUGACUUCACUGACUGAGAAUAACCAGCAAAAAAUUGAAAGUUUUGAUGCUCUCCGACAUCUUGCAGAGGUGUCUAAUUUCAGGGAACAAGAAGCAGUUCAGAUUCAAUUUGAGGGCAAAGCAGACAUUCAGAGCUAUAUCUCCUGGUUUUUUACAUAUUUAGAUCACCUAAGAUCAUUAAAGGAACUAUUUGAUGAAAAAGUAGUGAUUCCCCUGUGUGAGAACAUUUAUGUAAAUGAUGAAGAGGAAGCACUGGAAAAACUACAUCAGUCCCCCAAUUCUCAACAAUUCAGUUCAUUCACUUUGUCAGAAAAUUUAAAACAUGAUUCCAUAGCCAAAGUGGCCAAUGAUCUCUUCAGUCUUCGGCGUAAAUGGACAGCUCUUCUGACAACUGGCAAAAUCAGGGAGGAAUAUCUUAAUAUUCAGAGUGCUCCCAAACACAUAACAGAAAAUAAACCAAUUGGUACAAUUCUAUGGUUGGUGCCAGAUCUGUUCUACAAGUGCUUCUUGGCCGCAAAUCUAGCUUCUCACUGGAUACAUCUCCAUCAAAGAAAAUAUUCCUCAGCUCCUCAUUGGCAAGUAAAACUUGACACAGACAACGGAAAAAUGAAACAGAAAUCACACCAGUUUAAAAGCAUUCAAACUGCACUCCGACUUCCCCAAAGGACCAACAAUAAAAUCCAAAUAGAAACAGCAGAGGAGAUCAAGAACAAACUUCGAGAUGCUAGAUUUCAGUUGCUUGCAUUAAUGUGGCGGGAUAAAAGAAUAAAGUUACUAGAAAAGAAGAUGAGGGAAAGUUUGCUGAACAGCCAGAACUUGCAACAUUUACUAGAGAAGAAGAAAAAUGAGAUGGACCUUCUACAACACAAAGCAGAGAUGGAAGUAAAAGAUGGAAGAAUGAAAGUUCUUAACGAAAAGUACAGCAAGGCAACUUUGGAGGCUCAUAUUCUAGAAAAAAAUCUCAGAGUUGAGGAAUAUCAUCAGCGGCUCCUGAAGAGAGACUGGAUACUGGAACUUGAAAUUCAACCAACAUUUAUCCGCCAUAUUGAUAUGCUCCAGGAACUUUGCAAAGAAAAUGAAGAGAAGCUGAAAAACAAAGAAGUAGAAUUCAGCCAAGAACCACAACAGUCCAGCCUAAUGUCCAGUCUGGAUUCAUUUUCCAUCCUCUCAUGCUCCUCCAGUACACUUUCUUUGAAAUAAAUAACAACAGGAAAUAAUUUGCUGCUAACAGUCAACAAGGUCAAGACUGAAAAAAGCUAAAUAAUGUUUCUUGCAUGGGAAAGGAAAAUAUCAAAGAUCCUCAGAGGCAAGUGGUGACUUAACCCCUUCAAGUCCUGCUCGGAACUUUAACUGAAGUACUGUAUACCCAAUCUUCAAGGGAUUUCCUUUAAAACUACAAAGGAUUUGUUUUGCUCACACAGAUAAAUGGUUUGUGCACUUUUUUUAAAUUAAUUUUCACUUUAAAAAAGAAACUUCAAUAUGAUAAUCUUUUAACAGUUAAAAACAUUUAUACUGUUUUCUCAUUAUAUUCAUUUUUAUUUUUGCACAAAUUUGGGAAAUUUCUGCAGUGUUGUAACAUGCCAUUUCUAAUGAAAAUACUUAAAAUGUAUAUACAAAGGUGCUAAUUCUGUAAAUAAAAUAAGAUUCUACAGUACACCUCUGAUUCACAGGAAGAUCUGUUACUAAGAAAAUUGUGUACUGUAAAACUUAACUUUUUGCAUGAAUUUUUCUCCUUUUGUAAAAUAGCUAUUUAAGUGCUUGCCUUCUUUAACCUUAUCAUUUUACACCCAUUAUAAUUUCUAUCAAGAUAUCAUUCUCAGACCCAUUUAACCUAAUAUUUGGGUAGCUGCAUGCAUAAGGUAGGAAUCAGGAGAAGGGUCUAGAUUUAGAACUGUGGAGCUUUGCUGAACAGCCAAUCAGACUGCAUGUUUAUGUCAAAUGAUUUACAGAUUGGAAACUCUAAAAAUGGCCUGGCUGUGACUGGCAGCAGUAUACGAAUGUCCUACUGCACAACUUGCCUACUAUUAGACAUUCCUACUCGAUAGUCAUCAUUAUGCCUUAGUAAGAUAGGCAUCCGACAACCCUAAUCACAGCCAUUGUUUAAGGAUAUUUCAUGAGAAGAUAUGUGAGAUAUGCAUGUGACAUGGACAUGCUGAGAAAGUCACAAAUGACUGCACAUGUCACAUAUCAAACUUGACAUGUAAUGUUUUUUGAUCUUUAGAAAUUAUACAUUUUAGAUGCAACUCCUAAUGAAACUACUAAUCAAUUAUAGAUGGAAAAUUUGAUUUUGACAUAUGGAGAACCCGUAUUUAAAGUCUGGUUUGUUGUAUCUUACUUCAUUAAAAUGUUCAUAAUUUGUUUUUGUUGUAUCAUGGCAGGUGCCACCAUUUUAGGCUAUUUUUUUUUGUUUUUGUCUGUCUCCAUUAAUAUCUUUUCCAGUAUUCCCUGAAGUGUGAUCAUUUGUAAUGUUAUCCAGACGACAAGUUAAAGGUUGUCCUUGGCAGUUCUGGGUUAUAUAAUCUUGACAGAUCACUGUAAGAUCACAAUUGAAAAAAAAUUAUCUUCUAACAAAUCUUUUGCUCUUGUAUUCUGACCCAGAAUUUUAGACUGUGUUAUUGCUUUGAUGAAACAUCUGCUUGAAUCCUGGUUUCAAUUUCUUGACUACACAUCUUCCAGUCAUUUUUCAUUUUUUCUAUUGCUGUCUCUUGAAAAUCAGUAUAUAAUUCAAAAGUUGCCAAAGGUCACUUGACAUGUGUAAUUUGACUGGCUCAUCAUUGGAGCAGUACUUUGGGGGUCCACAGUUAGACUCUGUUAGGAGUCAGUCUUGUGGAAAACCGAUAUUGACAUAGAGU
Polypterus senegalus (gray bichir) is the source of this 3238-nucleotide messenger RNA. RefSeq lists its product as uncharacterized. The transcript is spliced from 4 exons. Bases 285 to 1586 code for a protein of 433 amino acids. The record is from RefSeq and is a predicted model, not a curated record. Lineage: Eukaryota; Metazoa; Chordata; Cladistia; Polypteriformes; Polypteridae.